This is a messenger RNA of Thlaspi arvense, 621 nucleotides long. Lineage: Eukaryota; Viridiplantae; Streptophyta; Magnoliopsida; Brassicales; Brassicaceae. The record is from the annotation of a GenBank genome assembly.
AUGGCCCAUUUUGAGCCUAGCGGGCUACCGACACUAGCCGUGUAUUCUCCCUACAUUCUAAGAGAGGAGGCCGUGUUACUAGGAGUUGAGCUCUCGCUAUAUGUGGCUGAAGCGAUGUUCUUGCUGUGUGAUGACAUUAGUAGUAUGUUAAUCUUCUGCUCCAAGUUAUGGAGAGGUCUAAAAUGGGACCUGAAAUCUUCUAGUCCUGUGGUGGAAAGGCUGCUUCGUGUUAUUCAUUUGGUCUACUCAAGAAAUACCAAACCGAAGAAUGAAGUAUACCAGAUUGGUGGCAAGUCGGCCCAAGGUGAACUGAUGAUGACAACUUUGGAGAAUUUCGAUGGUGGAAUGCGAGAUCUGCACAAACUUUUCUUGACUCUCCAAGUUCAAGGAAGCUGGGCAGAUGGCAGAGAGUUAACGUCUAGUAUUGAAGAAAUGCUGAAGAAGGUAGAGGAGAAGUUGAGGUGCGCGAAUGGGUUUGUGAGUGAUGUGGUGGAGCCUGGGCUUGUAUGCUUGUGGAAGACGCUGUUGGACAAAGAAACCGAGGAAACAUGGACGAGGGAGGAGAUUCUUAUCGACCUCUUUCAGCCUCUUAUUAAACAAGAAGCAGCAGCAAAACAUUAG